AUAUAUAUAUAUAUUUAUAUAUAUAUUCGUUUAUAGGCCUAGUCUUACUGUAAUUCUACCAUGGACGGGGACCACGUCUUACGCGAUUUUAAAGAUAUUGAGACAAAGUUGGGUCGCAAAGUUCCUGAAAGUCUCAUUCGUUCCCUUGCAGGAGGAAAUAACCAUCACGACAAACAUGAGGAUACGAAAACGGCGACACCGAAAAACCAGUCGAACUCUGCUGACUUGAAACGACUGGAGAGCAAGAUGUUAUUUUUGAAACAGGAAAUGGCCCACCUCCGUGCCAUCGAUGUCAAGCUGAUGCAGCAGCUGAUGUCCAUCAACGACGGCAUCGAAUCCAUCAAAUGGGUGAUGGACGACAAGGAGGGAAUAGCCAGUCGUGAAAGCAGCCUGACAGGCAGCCUGUACAGCCUAUCAGACAGCCAGGACGACACCUCUUCACGCGGCAGCUUCAUCAGUCUGCACGACGGACACAGCGAUGGAUUGGACGGGAUAUCCGUGGGCAGCUAUCUGGAUACGUUGGAUGAGUUAGCAGAAGACCUUCCAGAACACCGUUCUCCAACGGACCUUGAUCUUUUCUCUGAUAAACCCGUUAUAGAGGACGAGACUUUCAGCAAGCCAACAAUGCGACUCAGAGUGGACUCCGAUGAGUACUACUGCUUUGGAUAGUGCUGCGUGGCUAUGGGAAUAAUACCAACGCAGACAAAGACCAGAGGGUUAUUUCACCUAGAGUUGUCAAGAGUUCAAAUUCUAAUAAAAUCAAAUACAGUUGGCAUGGUAACUUUGAUAACAUUUUAAAAUGAUGAACUAGGACUUCAACUGGUUGAAAUUUGAGUAGUUUAGAAAUGUUUCAUAAGGUGUCUUGUUCAUUGAGCUUGCUGUGUGAAAUAUAGAAGAUGGAUGUGUUCCCUUGAUGAUCAACGUUAUUUUCCUGCUGCUAAGUGUUCUAGGGUGAUGUCACAGUGACAUUUAAGUGGUUUUACAAGGGGCAACUUCUCACAGUUGUGCUAUUUUGUAUCUUAAAACCAAAUUUAUUUUUGUCUGACGCAUUUACACCUCACUAAACCUUAGCCACUUGUCCCUUCACCAAAACAAGAAAGGACGAGCUUUAAACAUAAUUAGGAAUUCAAUUGUUGUACUGAUAGGAGGUUAAAGGUGCAAUUUGUAAGUUAUCUGCCCCAACAAGAUGAACUACAACCACAAUCAACCUAAAACAAAAAUAAAACAAAGAAAAAAUAAUGCUAAGUAGUGCACCCUUUUCCUCCCAAUCUUUGGUGUUGCUUGCGAGUGCUCUCCAGGAGCGGUGGAGGCCACUAUUUUAUACAGAAAAUCGAACUUACGAAUUGCACCUUUUAAUAAUAAUGUUGUUGUUUGUUUAAUUUUUUAUGACACAGCUCACUUGGCAAAAGUUUGAUGAAUUUUUCUGUAUUUUCAUUCAGUGCACUCUGACUGUACUCCAAAUAAUCUGAUACCUCAGUGUCUUGUUUCCCUUUUCACUUAGAUACCAUGUCUUUGGUUAGCCGUUCAUCCAUCUGAACUAAAGUAAUGUAGUAUAUAAGGAAUUAGUGGUAAUUUGGAGCAUUAGUGGUUCCAUGCUGAGACAUCAGCUGGACUGGUUUAGUGGGGCAGAAAUACUACAUUUCCUUCAGGUUGUAGCAUCCAAGUGCAAUUUGCUACCAUGCCAAAUCCUUUGCAUCACUGUAUUUCAGCUCCUCCACAACAUAUGGAAGCACAUAGCUAUCAAAAUAAAAAAUUGAUUUUGACAGCUACAGUGGGGAGAACAAGUAUUUGAUACACUGCCAAUUUUUCAGGUUUUCCUACUUACAAAGCAUG
Molecule: messenger RNA, 1833 nt
Organism: Coregonus clupeaformis (lake whitefish)
Lineage: Eukaryota; Metazoa; Chordata; Actinopteri; Salmoniformes; Salmonidae
Product: leucine rich adaptor protein 1-like
Exons: 2
Coding region: 61-669 (202 amino acids)
Biological process (GO): positive regulation of canonical NF-kappaB signal transduction
Source: RefSeq, a predicted model, not a curated record